Messenger RNA from Falco peregrinus (peregrine falcon), 4261 nucleotides. It is a transcript of the gene APOBEC1, whose product is annotated as apolipoprotein B mRNA editing enzyme catalytic subunit 1. NCBI's taxonomy places the organism in Eukaryota, Metazoa, Chordata, Aves, Falconiformes, Falconidae. Gene Ontology annotation, cellular component: cytoplasm; nucleus. Bases 287 to 931 code for a protein of 214 amino acids. Gene Ontology annotation, biological process: cytidine to uridine editing. Gene Ontology annotation, molecular function: cytidine deaminase activity; RNA binding; zinc ion binding. The transcript has 6 exons. The record is from RefSeq and is a predicted model, not a curated record.
CUGAUCCUGACCUGAGGAUUGAUUUUCCAGCUUGACCUAGGACUUAGGACCUGGCUUAUCAGCAUCAACCUGCCUGAAAGUCUGGACUCAGUCACCAAGGAUCUUACUUUCUGUUUCACUCAGUGGGAUAGUUCAUUUGCGUAAAAGCAAGUCACCAUGAGGAAAUAUUCGGCUGAGCAACAUUACUGACACCCCGAUUUCAGUCUUUGGGAAUAGAAACCGAAACAAACAUACGACCAAUAAAGGCGCAUCCAUCAUCCAAGAGGUGGCAGAUUGAGAAUUACCCAUGGCUGCUGUCACUGACAGAGAUCCUGCACCCAGAAGGAGCAACCAAGGGUGGAAGAUACAGCCAAAUGACUUCAAAAGAAAUUAUUUGCCUGAUCACCAUCCAGAAGUGGUCUACCUGCUGUAUGAAAUCAGGUGGAGGAGAGGUACCAUCUGGAGGAACUGGUGCUCAAACAAUUCUAGCCAACAUGCUGAAGUCAACUUCUUGGAAAAUUGUUUCAAGGCCACGCCAUCAGUUUCUUGCUCCAUCACCUGGGUCCUAUCUACUACGCCCUGUGGGAAAUGCUCCAAAAGAAUUCUGGACUUCCUGAGGGUACAUCCCAAUGUGACCUUGGAAAUAUAUGCAGCCAAGCUGUUCAAGCACCUGGAUAUCCGUAACCGGCAAGGUCUCAGGAACCUGGCACUGACAGGAGUCGCUAUACGUAUCAUGAAUCUUGCAGACUACAGUUACUGCUGGAAAACAUUUGUUGCACACGAACAUGGACAAGGUGAUUAUUGGCCCUUGAGCUUCGCUUCAUACAUCUUUCUGAAUUCAACAGAGCUGUCUCAUAUCCUUUUGAAACAACAGAAUAAAAGGGAAAAUGUCAACUUUGUGAAAACUUUGCUUUUCUUGUUCUGUUCCUCGGCACAUACCCUUCCCAUGUAAUUCCACACUCUGGAGUCCUAGCUGUUCAUUGCAACCUGGGGAACGCAGCAAAAAGUCUCUGCUUUUCCAGCUGGAAACACUGAGUGGAAUGGUGAGGUAAGAGGUAUUGAAAGCUCUGAGCUCUCUCUACAGGCAGAAGGCAAAAAGAAGAUACAGGUGUGCUGGGCCUCGCAGCAGUUUUCAGUUUGCACUGCAAAUAAUGCAAAACAUCUGAAUGAAUCAUGUUGGGAGCUCCAUGUUUCACGAUUCUCAACCGCUCCAAGCAGGAGGCCCAUUGUGUGAUCCCACCGGAGAAUGUGCCGCUACCGGGAUCUGCAACAUGCAGGCACAAAUGAUUAUUUGAAGAAUAAGGCAGGGGCUGGUAGGAACCUUGCCUAUCUCUUCUAGCUGAUUAAGGCUUAUGGCAUCCUUUGGCCAUGUCAGUCUCUGGAUGUUUAGCAGACAAUCAAGACAGCCAGAAAAGUUGCAAGCUGAGGAAGCAGCUCCAGCUCCUGCUGUCUAAGAGAGUACCUAAAGCUGAGUGCAGCUGGCUGGUGAGUGUUUCCUACAUUAACCAGAUAAAAUUACUCCAAGCAAUGUAUAGCAUGACUAAAGUUUUUUUCCCCCUGUCCAGGACCUCAGGCUGGAUAUCAUAUGCUUUCUUUCUGGCCAUUUUAGUGUUAAGUCUUUAUUUCCUUAAGGAGAAAUCAAAUCACUUGAUCAACAUGCAGCUGAGUACACCAAGGUCCAUAAUCAUUCCGCAACGUAACUUGUAAAUUACUGGUCUGCUGUGGAACGUGGCAGCUCGAUUUGAGCCUAAUCAACAUAUAUAUAUCUACAAACACCUUCCUUUGUGUCUUACUUUGAAACUUCAUUAUGCCACAGAAGUUAGCUGAAUUCCAUCUGAGAAUCUACUAAGUACAACAGCACAAAGCUAUACAACAAUAUGUAGUAUCCAUGGCCAGUACAAAAUGGAAGCUCUUAUAUUUUAAGAAAAUCUGCAAGACCUGAAGACCAAUCUGUGUCUCUUGCCAGAAAUACUUAAACAUCAUAGAAUCUUGCUCACAGCUUAGCAUAGCACCAAGCAGGCUUUACCCGUAGCAGUGUGGAAAUUACUGACACAUUGCUAGUUCACAUGAAAUAACCAAAAAAUUCUGGCAGGUGCCACUAUGUUUCUGUACUUUAAAAUUAAUAUGCAGUCAGACUUUGACUUUGGAAAGGAUGGAGCAAAUGGGUAUAUCUCUGGUUCACCCCUCUUGUCUGGACUCACUUGUACUGGGGUAGGGCCACGGGACCUUGAUCACACUCCAGCUGGAAUUGUUCAAGCAUCCAUAAAAUGCUGUUCCUGCUUUCAGCUAUCUCCAAGAACCUGCUUCAUUUCCUUUCUCAGAAUAGCAAUGUAGCUGCUUAUGCUUCAGAAAGGGCUACUGAAUACUCAGAAACCGCAUUUGGCCUAGGAAGAGCUGAAGAGAGCUGGGGCCUGUGAUUGUGUCAGAUGAGAAGUAUUGCACCUUCUCACUUUGUUCUUCUCUUCCCUAGUAUUUCUCUUUCAGGAACCCAUUGCUGCUGUGUUUCUCUUUUGGGACCCGUAGCAAGACUGACUAGCUCUUCUACAAAGGAGGAACAAACAAACAAAAAGUUGGACAGAAAACCGCAUAAAUACAGGGGACAGCAAAUUAAAACAUUUGUUUGGGAAGCAAGAGUCAGAAAGUUAAUACUGUAAAUAUAGGGAGGUGAAAAAGGACAUAAACCAGCAAGCACAGCCCUGUGCAGACACCCACUGCAGCAAUCCUAGCCCAUUAGGCAAGAACUUUACAGCGGUGACGGUCCUGUAAUGUGUAGGGCUAUCUCAAAGGGAGCAAGAGGACACCUGAUAAAGCAGAAAUGAUGAACGAGGCAGUGUGAGAGAUGGUGACGUACUCACAGUGGAGCCUUGACUCUGAAGUGAACACUUCAGUCACAGGUUGCUGCCUCCACCUUCCCCGUCACACCUCCUCCUGGGGACAGUCUCUUGCUACAGCUGCACACCGGGGCAUAAUGAAGCAGAGGUCUCUGGCAUCCCCAUCCCUGUUGUGGGUCACAGUUCUGCUACUGCUGGUGUCAGCUCUGGGCAUCACCAAGUCAUUCAGCUGCACAGAAGUGCCUGGAUUAACUGAAGUGCGCACACUCACCUUUAUGAGUCAGCCGGUGUGUAUGAUUCUUCACGGAAGGCUCAGCCCUUUCCCACUGAAGGCAGGAGGACAAACUUUCCUCUGGUCCGUUUGGAAGCAUGCCAGUUCCAAGACAGCCCAGUGAAGUUUUUUACACCAGUUUCAGCGGCCAGAGUGAACCUGUAAUCUACUGUAUCCCUGCUGUGCCCUUACUGGUGUGUUAGGCUGUAGAGGUGAAUCUACCACACUGCUAGGCUAUAGAGGUAACCGCAGAACAGCGGGUCUGCUCUCACCUCCUUCUGUCCCUCUGGACUGGUAAAAACACUGUUCCAGCUUGUAGAGUAGGAUAGUUCUUAACUGUGAUUUAAUAACAAGAUUAUAACGUGGAGACAUCAACAUCCUCCCUGCCCUGGAACUUGGGUGCACUCGCCCGUGUGAGGAGACGGGCCCCUUCUAGGCAGGAAGGUGACCUCUGUCAGCAUUAGCCCUGCACCUUUGACAGUCACAUCAGUCCUUCCACUGGUCUGCUUCACAAUAAUAACGACAACAGCAGCAACAGCAAUGGUCUUUCAGCUGUAUCUGGUGUUGGUUUGGAAGCCUGAAGGGAAACCUGCCUAUGACAAAAGUCAUAGGUUUAAAAGCCAAAGGCAGCCUUCAAAUUACUUACCACAGUUUGGUGCCUACCCUUUUGCUCUGACCUCGGCUCUUGCAGCAACCUGCUUUCUCCUUCCCCUUCUGAGACUCUGCUUAUCACUGCUGGCAUUGUCAGAACAGUCUCUUCGGUGCCAAACCCCUCCACGUUUCUUCUGCAAACCAAAUCUGAUUUCCAUCACUGCAAAUAUUUAAUACAUAUGUGAUUAAAUAAUGAAAUUUCUGCUCAUAGAAACACCAAAGGGUCAGCACCAGGGAGGGGAGAAAAAAUGACUCGAGCUAGAGGACAAUGUUGGACAUGAAUACAUCUAGGCUAAAAACUCCUAAAGGGGCAAGUAGCAGGGCACUGGACUCUAAGACCCUGAAGCUCCUUUCUGUCCUGGUUUCCAAGUACCAGCAUGAGGGAGAGAGAGCAAGUGGGGGAAGGAGAAGGCAGGGGGGUGUGGGGAAGCAUGACGUGCUUUGAAAAUCCCCCUUGUAUUUGCAAGGGCCUGGAGUGUGUCUUUGCAUUGUUUAAUGGUAAUCUGUUUCUUAUUAUUGCAAUGUGAUG